Anarrhichthys ocellatus (wolf-eel) is the source of this 8007-nucleotide messenger RNA. It is a transcript of the gene sesn2, whose product is annotated as sestrin 2. Gene Ontology annotation, molecular function: L-leucine binding; oxidoreductase activity, acting on peroxide as acceptor. NCBI's taxonomy places the organism in Eukaryota, Metazoa, Chordata, Actinopteri, Perciformes, Anarhichadidae. Gene Ontology annotation, biological process: cellular response to L-leucine; negative regulation of TORC1 signaling; positive regulation of macroautophagy. The record is from RefSeq and is a predicted model, not a curated record. The transcript is spliced from 11 exons. Gene Ontology annotation, cellular component: nucleus. Bases 525 to 2147 code for a protein of 540 amino acids.
AACAGGAGAAAAAAGUUCUUCAACUCCGAACAGCUGAACGAAACCAGCGAGCAAAGCCUGUCAUUGUCUCUUGGUGCUUCAUGAAAGCUGAUUUUAAACUUUGCACUGUGCUCUAGUCUGGGAGUCCAGUCCAAAACACGAACCACUGGCUCACAGUGUUUUGUUUUUGUUACCGAGCCACCGUUAAACGCUGUUAUUGAGUUUUACAGCCUGCAGCAUCUGCUAACAGCAGCUAGGCUAGCUGAGCGAGCUAACCGGGGCAGACCGUCUCUACGGUCCCGGUACCCGGGGGUAUGAGCACAGAUAACUGUCUCUGGUGUGCGAGACAGCUUUGAAGAAGGUCCGUUUGCUUUAAUGAUUGGUGGAACAGAUUAUUGCGCAGUCAACUGACAACAGACACGAUCGAGCAUCCGGGCAUUUAAAAGAACACCAACGUUUGCGUCUUGAGCUAACUGUAGCUAGCACGAGCUCAACACGGGUGCGUCAAGAAUCCGUUCGAGGUGUUUUGGGACCAAUAACAACAGAUGGCGAGCAACGGAUACAACACACCGGGUCUAGGCUCCGGUCGACACCAGUACGAGUCAGAGUCCGACGUUGGCCCGACUGUCAAAAGCUUAGCACGGCUGUGCAGCAAGGACGAGGACGAGCGAGCAGCGUCUCUGGAGGAGCUCAGUCAGGGGGUUCUGGCGUGCUUGGGAUCGGACCAGCUGAUCAGUAAACAAACACUUUUAAAUCUGCUUCGACUGUCCCGGUCGUGUCCACUGCAGGAGGUUCGGGGGAGAGCGACCGAGCUGCUGCGAACCGCACAGGAACAAGGAGUUGAAGUACCUCGGGCGCUGGCAUCUGGCCCAAGUGCCUUUAUUCCUGCAAAAGAGAUGUUGAAAGAAGUGCCGGAUCAGGACAUCCUCAUCGAAUCUUUCCUUUCAGUGGGCCGCGUGGACCACAUCUCAAUGGUGAUGGCAAUGCACCCCGCCUACCUCAGCUGCUUCCUGAGGACCCAGCAUGCUUUGUUGGAGAUGGACGGCCCGUUGCCCCGUCACUGGAGACAUUACAUCGCUGUUAUGGCCGCAGCUCGACAUCACUGCUCGUACCUGGUGCAGCAGCACAGCGCGGGCUUCCUCGACGCUGGAGGGGAGGAGAGCUGGCUAAGUGGUCUCAAGCACGCUCCCACCAAACUCCACAGCCUGCAAACACUCAACAAGCUGCUGGCACACCGGCCCUGGCUCAUCACACUGCAGCACAUCCAGGAGCUGGUGUGUCCCGGAGCAGAGCCUCGCUGGUCACUGGCUGAACUCAUACACGCUGUGAUCCUGAUGGCACACGCUCACUCACUCUGCUCCUUUGGGUGGGGAUGCGGCUUGAACCCUGAACCCGACCACAUCGGAGGUUAUACUUUCCAACUCCCAUCCCCCAGUCACCUUCCCCGAAGCCCCCACAGCCCUCAUAGCCCCGCUCACGAGGAUGGCAGGCAAGAGUUGGGUGAUGGAGCGAUGGAGGUGGAGGUGUUGAUGCAGAGGAUGGUGGAGCUGCAGCAGCAGGAGGAAGAGUGCACACAGGAGGAGAUGGUUACUCGCUUUGAGAGGGAGAGGAGCGAGAGCAUACCAACCACGGUUGUGCGAGAAGCCCCACCUGAUCUGGUGCUGCGUCUGGUGGAGGAUCCAGAGUUCAGAUACGAGGAUUUUGCCCCCAAAGGAGAGCAGUCGCCACCCACCAUGAGAGCUCAGGACUACUCAUGGGAGGACCACGGCUUCUCUCUGGUCAACAGACUACUGCCAGACAUGGGUCAGCUCCUGGAUGAAAAAUUCCAGGUUGUGAGCAACAUGACCUACCACAGGAUGGCCAUGCAUGAAGGUGUGGACACUCACACUCUGAGAAAGGCUCUGUGGAACUACAUCCACUGUCUGUACGGUAUACGCUACGACGAUUAUGACUACGGCAGCGUGAACGUGCUGUUGGAGCGCUCUCUGAAGGUGUUUGUUAAGACCAUGGCCUGUUACCCCGAGCAGACCACGGCUCGUGUUUACCACGCAUUCUGGAGACACUUCAGACACUCCGAAAAGGUUCAUGCAAACCUGAUAGUGAUGGAAGCCCGGCUACAAGCGGCCCUUCUUUAUACCUUACGAGCCAUCACACACUUCAUGAGAUGACGCACUCACUCUCGCACGUUUUCUGCAAAUGUUGAGCCAGCUGUGACGCACCACAACCCAAUGCAGAACACAACAUGGACAGACAAUCUUACACACACACACACACAUACACACUACAGUGAAUAGUUGUUUAUGCAUAUUCCCAGUUUCAGUGUUAAUGUUGUGAUGCUGCUUUGGGACUGGGAUAUCUGAUAUUUAAAACUUGUUACUUAUUUGCACUGAAAUUAAUCAGGUUUCGUUUCCCACAAUUGAGCCUCAAGUGUUGCUGUGAAUAUCUUGCACAUGUUUCCGCCACACACACACAUAUCUUACGAGUAAGGUAUGCAGGUGGAGUAAGGACUGGUAUAACUAAAUCAUCGUGAUUGAAGUGUCUGUUCAGGCCAAUAAUCUGUCACCCACAGAUACCAGCCGUUCGCCUCAUCAUGACUACUCGGGCCUCAGUCCUCUCUGUUUGUAGCAUGCAGAGGCUGAGAUGAAAACAAAUAACUUGUAUUUUUUAUAAACAAUAAAAAGUUACUUUGCCAAAAUGUAAACGCUGUGUUGUGUCUCGACAUCAUUUUCUGGCAAAAACCAUCGGACUACGUCAUCUGCUUUUUUAUUUUUGAAUUCUGAUGUAAAAGACUUUAUUAUGAGAUUUACAUUUCUUGUGUUUAUGAUCCAAGACACACAGUUCAACACAAACUUCUGGAUGUGUUGCAGCAGGAGUUACCAUGAUUCCCCACACGAUGGAGACAGACUUAAAAGAAGCUGUAAUGACGCCACAGUUCACUCUGCGAAGUCACUCUUUAAUGUGAUCUGUAAUAGUGUGACAAUAGUGUGACAAUAUACAAUACUACUGAAUGUGGCUGACAUGGUGUUGAUCAAAAGUAUUAUUAAUAACACGAGAAGAAAAGCAACGUGCCAGUAAAGCGCACAAGAGUAAACACCAUUUUUGGAUUAUACGCACGCGGAUGUCGCACAUUUCGUUAUGUCUUCCUGUAGUUCACAACAGAGUGCGCGUGUCGCAUCUCACCGUGAGACUGAAAACACGCCCAGACUGCAUCAGCACCAGCCACUGUCGGUUUGCUUGGUGUUUGAGGGAACCUAAAGUUGGUGCUUACAGCUAGAACAUCAACUUUUACGUUAACAGUAAAGUCUUAUUCAACCUUCUUUAUCAAUGUAGCCUGGCGUACUAUUUUUUUUUUUUUUUUUUGAUGAUGGCUGUCAACAUGAUCGUAAAAGAUAAUUUCAUGUUAGAAUCUCCAGUGUGAUAGUUUACAGAAUAAUAAUUAUUGGGGGUGCAUUCCUCUUGAAUAUGAUAAAAAAGGCUGGUAGCCCAUAUUUCUAAAAGGUAUCCCACAUAGGAGUCUUUUGUAAUAUCCUUCAUAUCAACAUCGGUCUUCAACUGUCCACUUCACGCGCGCGUUCCUCUGGGGUGGACUUCUUUGCGCGCUUGAAGUCCGUUCCCAAAGACCUUCCGGACGAGGCGCGCGCUCACGUCUUUUCACUUGCUCAACGCAGUAGCUCGCGGCUUUUCUCCGUCCGCCCCGCGAGCCACUGGACACCGCUGACUCUCACCUCAGGACACAAGGAAACCCCCACGGGGAAACGACGCAUUUUGUGUCCGGUAUGUCUUCUCCGUUUAUCAUAUACUGUCUGAAAACGUAAUCUACAUCAGUUGUAGUUGCAGUAGGCUUUUUAUAAUUACAGAAUGAGUGUUUUGUUUGAAGAACUUUGCUUUGAUAAGACACAGGUGGGUCGUUUUCCCACGCUGCUUAUCAAAUUAGUUUUGCUUUUAACUUUUCAGUUGUGUUCUAUAUAAGUGGAGGAAGUCACCUCUGAGAGUGAGAAACUCGACUGUAAAUUUAACCGAGGUAGGCAAAAGGAAACCAACCUGAUGAACAUCAGCAGCCCAGACCCCUCUGUACAUUUUUUUAAAUGGAUCAGUCCGAACCCGAUUGGGUGGUUUCAGUGCUUUCGAAAAUUGGGUAAAUUUGGAGUUACUGUUCAAUAAAAGGAAGUUUGGGUGGCCUGUGAGAUGUUAAUGAAGUCGACUACCACUAGUUCCACUCUUCAUGCUGGACGGAUACCACAAAGGGUGAUAUUUAGAAAUCAAACAGCCAACAUUGCAAUUUAGAAAGAGAGGAAGUUACCAAAACUUAGUCACAAGUGCUUUAAGGUGAAAUCUCUUGCUAUCAAAAACCUAUACGGCUGAAGUAAUUGUACAUUUAUUGUUAAAUUGAAACGGUUGAAGGAUCAAACAGUAACUUAUCAUAGGAUCUGGAUUUGUGGCUGACCGCAUCAUCUCGGGUCAACUGGAGGUUUUUGUAAGUGUAUUGCACAUUUCUCAAACUUUUUGAUAGAUGAAUUCCGAAAGUACUUUUUGGCUGAAGGUCUUUCGUCUGUCAGUUUAUGUUAAAUCUGCUUCAGAGGAAGAAUAUUCCUUUCGUAAAUGUGAUUUAUUUGGCAACCAGUCUACAGGAAACCACCUUGAGGAAAAGGCAGGGCUGCAUGUUUCCUUAACAUGUCCAUCUCUCUGAGGUGUUUAUUUCCUCAUCAUGAUGGGUAGCCGGGAGGAUCACACCACCGUCCUUUAAGUAAUCAACAUUAAUCUUUGUUUCACGGUGGCUUGUGUGUCUGUGUGAAGGAGUAUAGUCGUGGAAUUUUUGAGGGUCGGAUGGGGAAAGAAGCGAUGAGGCUGUCCAAGGCCGGACUUCAUCACUUCCUGUUUCUUUACGAGGUCAGUUCCUGUCUUUAGCCUCGGGGCCAGGCAGGAAGAAGGGAGGCAUGGAUAUGUUUUUCAGUUGGUGGGGUUAAGAAAUGGACGUCAACAUCGUCACAGCUUUCCCACCAAGCAGCUGAGGGCCGUGACGGUGAAGCACUUGUCCUUACAGGCUGAUGUUAGACAUCUGGAUGGAAGCUUCCAGCUGAAUCUGUCAUUUUCAACAGGGGCUUUGCUGUCGUCAGCCACUGGGGCAACCUGAGGAAGACUCCUCUUCUUGUUGCACCCAUAGUAGCAGGCCCUAAGCCCCUUGAAAAACAGGAUUAGACUGUUAAACGUAAAUGACUUAAUUCAUGUAUGCUUCCUAACGAGCAACCUCGGCCCCCUGUAUCUGGAGGAUAUGAUGACUUCAUGUGAAAACAGGAUGUCCCGAUGACCGGGACACCUUACUUUUCCAUCGCCCCCACCUCCAGUUGGUCUCUAGUUGGUCUCUAGUUCCUUUUUGAGUGUGUGUUUGUACUGUGUUUGAGUGUGUGCUAUGUGUGUGAGGGUUCGGUGACAGCUUGCUUCCCAUUGUCCUAUCAUUCCUGCUCCACUCACCCUCUGCAUCCUGUAGGGCUUCCUGCUAGUGAGGGGCGAUUCAGAGAGAAAAGAGAACGGUAUAAGAAAGAGAUGGAGGAACAAGAAAAGAGGAGGUUGGGAGAAAGUCUGGAAAGAGCUGGUGUAAAAGUACAGAAACUGAACAGAUCUGAACAAUUGUGUGUGUGUGCGCGUGUGUGUUUGUGUUUCUCUGUGUUCCUGCAGUGAAUUCCCCGCUGGGAGCAGCUUAUCUGCAGUCCACUGUGCAGGAAAGGGUGUGUCCUUUGGAUUUGGCUGUUUGAGAGUGUGACGAUGGAGGGUGAUGUUAUUGUGAUUUCAUAAGAGCGCACUGAAUGCGUGCUAAUGCUCUGCUUAUAUUCUUAUAGAGCAAGUUAUUAUGUUGCUGUAUGUCAAUUCUGAGGUAUUACUUGAGUAUUUCCAGUUUAUGCUACUUUACAUUUCUACUGCACUUCGGAGGGAGAUAUUGUACUUUUUACUCCGUUAGUUUUACUCCACACAUAUAGGUAUUUGUUGCUUGCUUUUCAGAUUAAUAUUUAAAAUACAAACAUGAUGGAUUGUUCUACAUUAAAGCUCCACCGUGCAUCAAUUUGAAUGGGUCCAAUAAUGUAAUAAUAUGACACUGAAGGGCCAUUUUAUAUACUGAGUGCUUUUACUUUGGGUACUUUAAGUACACUUUGCUGAUAAUGUUUCUAUAUUUUUACUGAGGUACAUUUUGCAAGAUUUUUGUAACAGAGUGAAGUUCUGCUACUUUUACUGCAGCAAUUGACCAGAAUGCAUUUCUUCAUUAGUGCCGUUCUGUGAUAGUUUUCUCUUAAAAGGUCAGAUCUCUUAAUAACAAAAUAGAAAACAUGCAGCUAUGCAGAUAGUUUUGGUUUCAUUUUCUAAGGUUUCAAGAUAUCCAUCUCCAAGAUCUCUGCCUCAAACCCCAAUACAAUAAACACACAUUUAAUUGAAUUUGUGGUGCUCACAGCAUUGAGAGAUAACAUUGUAAAUUCAGCUUCAGCAGCGACUCUUUCCAGAGACCGUUCGCACGUUAGUUUGGAAAAUCCACUGAUCUUACCGAGGACAGUUCUUCAUUGUUACAGUUGACUGUUUUGGUGUUUGGAGUGAAGUCUGUAAAUUAUGGAAUUCUAUUCACCUUCAUUGUAUUGGGUGGAGGCGGUUAUUUCAAAACCUGCAUGGUGAAAAUAAUUCAAUUACUUGCUCGUCUUCAUGCCAUUAGCGAUGGGCAAGACAAUGUAUAUUUUGUUAAAGCAACCCUGGCAAAACUUUUAAAAACACAAACAUUGAAGCUUAUUAUCGAAUAAAGAUGGAAGUAUUAGUCCGUGCUGUUGUUGCAGACAGACUUGUAUUCACAAACCAAUUCCACACUACUCCCCAACAGAGAAAGCUGCUUCUGUAGUCUAAUUAUUUGUUCUUGCCAGCCGCUGUGAAAAUCUGCUGUGACAGUAAGCAACGAGUCAGUGAGGUUUUGAAACAGCUAACAGGAAAUACUAUUAUCUCUGUGAGAUGAAUAUGAUUGAAAGCGGUUUGUUUUGGGGCUGUGCUCGUGGCAAGAAGCAUUAAUGACAGAUGCAUGACGGAGAAAUAUUGACUGUGCCACGUUAUUCUUACACCAUAUGCAACUAGCAAAACAUGUUUUAGAUAAGGUGAAAGGCAGUGCGUACAUGACUGAAGAGCCUUUUUAAUGCAACAUUGUAGUCUGUUUGUUUAUUCUAUUCUUUUAUGUACAUAAGGAUAUCAAUACAGCUCUCAUUGCUUUUAAUUUAACAUUACAUAUUUUAAACUAUGAGUCACAGCUAAACUCUUUUUUUUAAGGCAAAGGAACUGUUCUUAAAUUACUUUGGUGUACUUCUCAGUACUUAUGCAGACUCUUGUUUUAUACACACACCAAAAAAGUAGCAACAAGUGCAAAGUGUGCCAAUUUAAAUGUGCAACCCAAAUGUACCACCCAUCACCACCACACACACACACUUUGCUCUACAUACCUUUAAUGCUUGUGGCUGAUUGAAAGAGAAAUAUGGAAACGGACACAUACAUGUUGGCUUGUGUUUAAUUAACCAUGGCAGGUUAUAUGUGGGUGCACAAGUGCAUAUCUUGGCUUUCUGUACAUGCUUGAUUGGUGACGCCUUUGUUCAGUGGGCCGUGUGACCUGUGUGUGUGACUUUAGUGUUAGUUUCCUCUAUGUAUAAACACCUCUGGUCAACUGAAUUAUCAGGUGUUGGAGCAGCUUUUGUGUGCAGAGGGGAAGACGGACAUUUUAUCAACAGGAACCCAAUGGAGAACAAUGACUGUAUGACUGUACACAGUGUGUGUGUGUGUGUGUGUGUGUGUGUGUGUGUGUGUGUGUGUGUGUGUGUGUGAGACUACAUGUUAUUGUGCUGCUGACCCUGUCUGGUCAUCUGCCAAUCUUAGAAAAGCAGAAACAGAAGAGGUGAGAUAAAGAUGAGGGAGGAGGCCUCUUCUCUGUCACUUUCUAAAGUUCAUCACAGAGAAAGUGAGCAGCUUCGGUCCAGUGGAAGGCUGGAUAGAGAGAGUAUAAAGGUUAUUGUUGGAGAG